This is a messenger RNA of Porites evermanni, 1910 nucleotides long. The record is from the annotation of a GenBank genome assembly. Lineage: Eukaryota; Metazoa; Cnidaria; Anthozoa; Scleractinia; Poritidae.
AUGCAUCGACUAGCACUCACCACACAGAAACCGGUAGACUACGAGCAGUCUCUCCUCACUGCAAACCUAAAGAAAAAGAGAGGCUAUUCGCCAUCCGAGAAACCCUUGAAUUCCCAUAGUAAGAACCUACCGCAUGCGCAGUCCGGCACAGCCAUGCCGUUCACCCAGGCAGUUUACCCAAGUGCAGCGAGCAAAGACAGUCAUGUACAGCUUGCGAAGAAGGCCUUGGGAACUAACAUCUCCAGCGGAGUAGAAAAAGGAGUUAACACACAUAAACGCACUAAGAUGUGUAUCAUUUGAUUAACAACCUAUUAAAUGAAAUUAGGUGGCGUUUUGAAAGAGUUUUUUUAGUGCACUUUUUCAAGGCUUUUUAACCAUGAUAAUUACUAGUUAUCGAUACUCGUGUCACAGCGUUUUACAAACCAUUCUAUUUUUAGAACAAUUUUGGCGCGAAUUUGGAAUAUCUUUUAAGUCCCACAAAAACCUACAAAACAAAUCAGACAGCAAAACCUACAAGACUCCUACAGACUUUGAUGACGUUUUGGUCUCCUUACUCAUAACAUAAAUGUAACUUUUCACAGCAACACGACACAAAUGCGCCAAGAAGAUUGACUUGGCUAUCGUUCUGGACGCUUCUGCGAGCAUCGGUGAAGAGAAUUUCAAACUUGCCAAGGACUUAACCAGAACACUGUUGAGGCAAUUUGAAAUUUCCAAAGACGAGGUUUUAAUAUCGCUCGUGUCCUACUCUCAACACAUUGACGUUGCUCCCAAAUUUGAUGAUUACUAUAACGAGACGCAAUUGGAGAGGGCGUUGGACAGGCAUUUCUACGAGUCAUCUUCCACUAGCACGGGAAGAGCUUUAAAAAUGGUCACCAAUGAUUUGUUUGGGGUUAAAGGAGGAGCGAGAAUCGGACACCGUGGUAAGUAGGUUGGUUAUAAAAACUACUGUAGUUAAGCAAUGGAUGGUAUAUAGUGGUAUAGUCAUGUAUUCAUAGUACCUGGUGCUAUAUUGAGUAUGUAGUAAUGAACCACUCCUUCUCGUGCCUGAUAUAUUACUUCCAAGUGUUUGAAUAUCAGACGAAACACCUUAUCUCGUGUUUGAUAUAUUACUUCUUAACGUCUGGAUAUCAGGUGAAACAUUCCAUCCUGUGUUUGAUACAUUAACUCUGGGUGUUUGGAUAUCAGAUGAAACACUCUCUCGCGUGUUUGAUGUAUCAAUUUAAGAAUUUCCUUACUUUUCGUAUUUCUGUCGUUUGAAUCCGGCUUUCGCUCCUAGUCCUCUUAUAUUAUUAUUACCGAAGCCAGCUACAACCAGUUGCAAAAAUGUUGACACACUCUCACGAAAAAACAACCUGUCUUGCUUCAAAUCUCUGCUAGUCACAGGCCUAGGUCUGUGAGAUAAAAUAGUGACCCCCCCUCCUCCCCCCCAUUCAAAGUUGUUCCUCGAAAUUUUGAGCAUGGUCUUGUAUUGCUAGCAACUUUGAAAAGGGGUGGGGGGGGUCUCGAGCACACGAUCAUGGACAGGCCAUUUAAGCCAAAAUACGGUACAGAGUCUCAAGUACUUUUGCAACUGGUUGUAGUGGCUAGAAUUAAAAAAUUGACAUUAAAGAAACAUAAAAAUUAAAACACUCUUCUUUAUGAUGUUAUUUCCUUGAACAGAUGUCAGGAAGGUGGUUGUUAUCGUUACGGACGGAUUUAGCACCACAGGAGUUGAAUUUUUGAAGGACAAAGUGAGAAUGAUGAGAGAUCAAGGAAUUGAGGUUUUUGUCAUUGGAAUAACACGCCGGAUAAACGAAGAGGAAUUGUUAGCUUUAUCUAGCGCACCAGUUAAAAAUCAUUUAUUUAGGAUAAAUGAUUCCCAAGAUGUAAACAAAAUUAUUGAGUCAAUCACAAACCAGCUGUGUAAAUAA